This is a messenger RNA of Triticum aestivum (bread wheat), 2929 nucleotides long. Its product is annotated as sucrose synthase 7. Gene Ontology annotation, molecular function: sucrose synthase activity. Lineage: Eukaryota; Viridiplantae; Streptophyta; Magnoliopsida; Poales; Poaceae. The coding region runs from base 127 to 2706 and encodes 859 amino acids. The record is from RefSeq and is a predicted model, not a curated record. The transcript has 16 exons. Gene Ontology annotation, biological process: sucrose metabolic process.
CUAUAAAUCGCUGCUCACCCACGCCCCAGACAAACCACACAGCUUACUUCCCUUUCCCAACAUACUUCUCGGGCCUUCUCCGCCAGCUUUAGCGAGCCUGGUGGUGAGCUGAGUCCCUCGCCCGCCAUGGCCUCCACCAAGCUCAGCUUCAAGAGGAUGGACAGCGUCGCCGAGACCAUGCCCGACGCGCUGCGGCAGAGCCGCUACCAGAUGAAGCGGUGCUUCCAGCGCUACGUGUCCAAGGGCCGCAGGCUCCUCAAGAACCAGCAGCUCAUGGAGGAGCUGGAGAGGUCGCUCGACGACAAGGUCGAGAAGGAGAAGCUCGUCGAAGGCUUCCUCGGCUACAUCAUUUGUUCCACCCAGGAAGCGGUAGUGCUGCCGCCAUUCGUUGCGUUCGCUGUCAGAAUGAACCCCGGCAUCUGGGAGUACGUCAAGGUCCAUGCCGAUGAUCUGUCGGUCGAAGGGAUCACGCCAUCCGAGUACCUCAAGUUCAAAGAGACGUUAUACGAUGAGAAAUGGGCCAAGGAUGACAACUCGCUGGAGGUUGAUUUCGGCGCUCUUGACCUCUCAACGCCACGUCUGACACUUCCCUCAUCCAUAGGGAACGGGAUGCAGUUUGUCUCCAAGUUCAUGUCUUCAAAGCUGAAUGGCAAGCCUGAAAGCAUGAAGCCGUUGCUCGACUAUUUACUCACUCUGAAUUACCGCGGCGAGAAGCUGAUGGUUAACGACACAAUCGACACGGUGAACAAGCUUCAGACGGCGCUGCUCCUUGCAGAAGUUUUUGUUAGCGGGCUGCCAAAAUUCACACCAUAUUUGAAAUUUGAACAAAGAUUUCAAGAAUGGGGAUUGGAGAAAGGGUGGGGUGAAAAUGCUGAGACGUGCAAGGAGACACUGAAUUUCCUAUCUGAAGUGCUCCAGGCACCGGAUCCUAUCAACAUGGAGAAGUUCUUCAGCAGGGUUCCAACCAUAUUUAACAUUGUUGUCUUCUCUAUCCAUGGUUACUUUGGCCAGGAGAAGGUUCUAGGCUUGCCAGACACCGGCGGUCAGGUUGUCUACAUCCUGGACCAAGUCAGGUCCAUGGAAGAGGAGCUUCUGCAAAGAAUCAAGCUGCAGGGUUUGCAUAUAACACCAAAGAUUCUUGUGCUAACAAGACUGAUACCAGAUUCCAAAGGCACAAAGUGUAAUGUGGAGCUCGAACCAGUUGAAAAUACAAAAUAUUCACACAUACUACGUGUGCCGUUCAAGACUGAAGAUGGGAAGGAUUUGCGCCAGUGGGUUUCCCGGUUCGACAUUUACCCUUACCUAGAGAGAUAUGCUCAGGAUGCCUCUGCCAAAAUUCUUGACAUUCUAGAGGGCAAACCAGACUUGAUCAUUGGCAACUACACUGAUGGCAACUUGGUGGCGUCCCUCAUGUCAAGCAAACUAGGAGUCACACAGGGAACGAUUGCGCAUGCUCUCGAAAAGACGAAGUAUGAGGACUCGGAUUCCAAGUGGAGAGAGCUGGACCAGAAGUACCACUUCUCCUGCCAAUUCACUGCUGAUAUGAUCGCCAUGAACACUACUGACUUUAUCAUCACUAGCACAUACCAAGAAAUCGCUGGAAGCAAAGAGAAGCCUGGCCAGUAUGAACACCACUAUGCAUUCACAAUGCCCGGCCUUUGCCGCUACGCCACGGGCAUCAAUGUCUUCGACCCGAAGUUCAACAUUGCUGCACCUGGCGCCGAUCAGUCCGUCUACUUCCCCUUCACACAGAAGCAGAAGCGGCUGACAGCUUUACACCCACAGAUUGAGGAGUUGCUGUACAGUAAGGAGGACACUGAUGAACACAUAGGGUAUCUGGCAGACAGAAGUAAGCCAAUCAUCUUCUCGAUGGCGAGGCUGGACAAGGUGAAGAACAUCACUGGACUAGUCGAGUGGUAUGGUCAGAACAAGAAGGUCAGGGACCUCGUGAACCUCGUCGUCGUUGCAGGCCUCCUGAAUGCUGCACAGUCCAAGGACCGGGAAGAGAUAGACGAGAUCAACAAGAUGCACAAUUUGAUCGACAAGUACCAACUGAAAGGACAGAUUCGCUGGAUCAAGGCUCAGACUGACCGUGUCCGUAAUGGCGAGCUGUACCGUUACAUUGCAGAUACAAAGGGUGCAUUUGUUCAGCCUGCUCUCUAUGAAGCAUUUGGGCUAACAGUCAUCGAGGCGAUGAACUGCGGGCUGCCAACCUUCGCAACAAACCAAGGAGGGCCGGCAGAGAUCAUCGUUGAUGGUGUCUCGGGUUUCCACAUAAACCCAAUGAACGGCAGGGAGGCAGGCACCAAGAUUGCAGACUUCUUCCAGAAGUGCAAGGAAGACCCAGGCUACUGGAACAAGGUGUCCACUGCCGGGCUUCAGCGCAUCUAUGAAUGCUACACAUGGAAGAUUUACGCAACCAAGGUGCUGAACAUGGGGUCAAUGUAUGGCUUCUGGAGGACUCUGAACAAGGAAGAGAGAGUGGCGAAACAACGCUACAUGCAGAUGUUCUACAACCUUCAGUUCAGGAAUCUGGUGAAGACCGUCCCCAGAGUAGGUGAGCAGCCUCCAAGACCCGCGACCACGACAGGCGCAGCGGCGGAGCGUAACCAGAUCGUGGCAAGGCCGAGAGAAAGGCAAAAAGCCACAGGGUCGGGUCCAAAGGAUGAUGACCAGCCUGCUCGGGCCGAAGCCGCCGACGUAUGAGCAGAAUGGCUACAGAUGAACUAUGAUUGGUACUCUGGAGCAAGAUGUUCGCAGCUUCGAUUCGUUCCAUUGAUGCCAUAGUGUGAGGUGAUUGGUGUGGGAUUUGUAUACGUGUGGUGUGUGGGUCUUUAUUGUAUCGGUUGUUGCUUGGAGACAUGUAACAAAGAUCAAAAGUGCCCAUGGCAACAGCUGAUAAUAAUACAAUGAUUGAAGAUUUGUUCUA